AUGCCGAUGAAUACUAACAAAUCUUCUGCGACAACUUUAUCAAAUGCUGCAACAAAUUCAUUCUACGCGUCUCCUCCAAACCAACCAAACAUGAACUUCUCUCGUAACCAAAUUUUAAAAGAAGCUUUGGAAGAAAAAAUGAGAAUUGUAUGGAAAAAUGCAGAUCUAAAUCCUAUCAGGGAGCUGAUAAUUUCAUUACACAAAAAAAAUUUAGGUCAAGCUGAUAUUUGGAGACGCCUAAAUGAUAUAAAAGUCAGCAAAUCAUUGAUUAGUCAAACAAUUUCUCGUUACAAAACUACUGGGCAAACAAUUCCAGCUAAAACUAGAAAAAGGAAGCGCGUCAAGCACACUCCAGCAAUCAUCAAAGUGGUAAGAGAACGUUUACGAAAAAAUCAUGCUCGCUCAGGUCGGCAGCUAGCUAAAGAGCUGAACAUAUCAUAUACCUCUAUGCAAAAGGUUAUAAAACAAGAUUUAAGACUUAAGUGCUACCGUAAACAAAAAAUUGCCGGCCUCACUGACAAAAACAAGGUGGAAAGAGUCAAGCGUUGCAAAUCGCUAUUGAAGCGGCACGGUGGUGCAGAUAUUGUUUUUUCGGACGAGAAAAUGUUUACUUUGGAGCGCCCGUUGAACAGAAAAAAUGACAGAGUUUAUGCUGUAAAGCUCUCUGAUGUUCCUUUAAACGUUAGAACUGUCCCUCGUUAUCAGAAUGCUUCGGCGGUCAUGGUAUUCGGGGCCAUCUGGAAAAAGGGAAAAUUUCCUCUGAAAUUUAUCGAUAGAGGGGUGAAAAUCAACAAAGAAUACUACUUACAGAAUGUGAUCAAAGAUUUGAUUGAACCUAAGGCUAAAGAAAUGUAUGGUGAUGAUCCAUGGGUGUUCUAG
Molecule: messenger RNA, 879 nt
Organism: Hydra vulgaris (swiftwater hydra)
Lineage: Eukaryota; Metazoa; Cnidaria; Hydrozoa; Anthoathecata; Hydridae
Molecular function (GO): nucleic acid binding
Source: RefSeq, a predicted model, not a curated record